GAUGCUAGGAUGUGGCAUAGGUGACGUAAUUUCUACCACGUUGGAUGGCUCUGAUGGAACGCUCGUGACGUGGCAAAAUUUAUACUUUACAGUCUACGUAUGCGUUGGUGCAGUGAUCUAGGUGGUGUUCAUAUAAAUUAGGUUUUGUGCUGUAUCUUUUAGUUGAGACACCUUUGAAUGCGCAAGGAAAAGAAUAGUUUUGUUAUUUCAAAGCGCGCAGUUGGCUACAGCUGCAGAAUUCAUCUAGCAUUACUAGAUAGGCGAAGUAAGUAAAGUUCGGCUACUUUUCUUGUUAGCUCGCUCAAGUCAACCUACAUACCUACAGCUUCGGAAUUGGCCGACAGUUGUCCCAGUGCUGUACUAGGCGACUUUAGCCCAGGAUUUCUGACCGAUAAUGGGUCUCACUAUUUCGAGUGUCUUCUCUCGUCUGUUUGGAAAAAAGCAGAUGAGGAUUCUAAUGGUUGGACUAGAUGCUGCAGGGAAAACAACAAUACUCUACAAACUUAAACUCGGGGAAAUUGUCACCACAAUUCCUACUAUUGGGUUCAAUGUGGAGACAGUAGAGUACAAGAACAUUAGCUUCACUGUAUGGGAUGUGGGUGGCCAAGACAAGAUUCGACCCCUGUGGAGGCAUUACUUCCAGAACACUCAGGGCCUCAUCUUUGUGGUGGACAGUAAUGAUCGUGAAAGGAUACAAGAGGCUGCUGAAGAGCUACAGAAAAUGUUGCAGGAGGAUGAGCUGAAAGAUGCUGUGCUGCUUGUCUUUGCCAACAAACAGGACUUGCCCAAUGCAAUGGCCAUCAGUGACCUUACUGACAAACUGGGCCUUCAGGCACUCAGGAGCAGAACUUGGUAUGUACAGGCAACCUGUGCACCUCAAGGAACAGGUCUAUAUGAGGGACUGGACUGGCUGUCUGACGAGCUCGCUAAACGCUAAAGAUGUGGCCGUGUACUUCAUGGAGUCAUAACAACCAAGGAUAUGAUUACCAAGAUGGACCUCAGCUUGGGAGAAGAACUAUAUUGAUGUACAAGAACUGUGAUCAAACUCUGGUGCAUCUUCCCCUUUAUCCCCUUUUUACUUCUUGGCUGACAUGUUAUACUCAUGGCAAAAGAGGCUGGGAACACCAAAGCUCUCUCUGAAUGUUUUGUGUUUCGGUUUCAAAUAUGAUCCCUAGACCUUCCUCCAUCCCAGAUGCUGGCGAUCUGAAUGUGGCUUAUAGUGCAAAUACAGCCAGCUCAGAUUUUGAGGUUAGACUGUUACUUUUAGAAUAUAAACAAUCUACCAUUAACUGUUGGCAGCAGCAUUGUUAUGUUGAAGAUAGGCCAUUUUGCCAUUUUCUGGGUUUUGUCACAUUUGCUUUCUGGGCUUUUUCAUUAAAGCGUAACUCCGGAGUGAAAACAACCUUGGGUCUAUUUACGGGAGUUAACCAGUUCAAACUUUUAAUUGAGAGCAAAAUUACAGAGUUUUGAACAAGACGGUUUUUUGCAUUAACACUAAAUGGGCUUAUAGUGAAAGUUAAGGGGGGCAGCUAGCACGUCUGAAGUGGAUCUGAAGGAAGAAAAUUGCCUGGCUUUGUGUUCUGGUAGUGUCAAAUCAGUGGGCGUUCAACGUCUGCCGGCGUGGUGUAGAUCUGUAAAUGUAAAGCAUGUUUGUAAAGCAUGUUUGUAUUGUACGAUUCAGCCAGAUCUGCGCAGCGCUGCAAGAUUGAACGCGCCUGCUGAUCUGACAGUACCAAAACAUGUACUCUCUGUACACUUUCAAAGUUUACAAUACUUCGGUUUGUCUGUAGUGACCUUUACCACACUACCACAGAAGUGCAAUUUUAUUUGGAGCAUUGUCAGUGGUAUAAAAUAGUGUUUGUUUUUUGACAUUCUAGCUGGCCCCCUUAACUUUGACUAUAAGCCCAUUCAGUGUUAAUGAAAACUCCAAUUAACACAAUUUUGCUAUUAACUACCGUUAAUAGACCCUAGGUUGUUUUUACUCUGGAGAUACGCUUUAACAUAAAGAGUAUUAUUAUUUUCUAUAAUUAUCAAUAAAAUAUUUUAAAACUUGAAACAAAAAAAUAUUUUCAUCCCCAAAGGAAUUAGUAUUCCAGCAGUCAGACAAACACAGCACUCAAAUAUACAUACAUACAUAAAAAAUAUUCUAAAAAGAUUAUUCCUCUCUCUGCUCAGGGGAGAGUAAUUCUAAAGUGCCAUUGUAGUGAGUAAAAAAGUAUUUCUGUAUGUCUUUCUUACAGCAUUGUUGGCAUAGCCUCCAACUGAAAAUAUUUUGUUGUUUGACCAGUAACUUGUGUAGUGGAAGUGAUGUAUUGUCCAAUAUAUUUAACAGUUUGUGCAGCAUCCUUCUCUCCUCCACCAACUCCAGAGCUAUCCUUAGCAUAAAGCCAGCCUUCCUAAUAAGCUUAUUCAGUUCAGUGUCUGGCUGUAAUGCUGCUGCCCCAACAGAUGGCAGCAAAGAAAACUGCACUUGCAACAACACUCUGGUAAAACAAAGCAUCAACAUUUUGCUGCACACAUUAAAUGACCUGAGCUUUCUCGAGAAAUUGAGUCUGCUCUGACCCUUCUUGUA
Messenger RNA from Alosa alosa (allis shad), 2572 nucleotides. RefSeq names its product ADP-ribosylation factor 4a (gene arf4a). Gene Ontology annotation, cellular component: cytoplasm; plasma membrane. NCBI's taxonomy places the organism in Eukaryota, Metazoa, Chordata, Actinopteri, Clupeiformes, Clupeidae. Gene Ontology annotation, molecular function: GTP binding; GTPase activity. The coding region runs from base 395 to 937 and encodes 180 amino acids. Gene Ontology annotation, biological process: vesicle-mediated transport; intracellular protein transport. The record is from RefSeq and is a predicted model, not a curated record. The transcript is spliced from 6 exons.